CACCGACGGCCGAGCCCAGCCAGUUCCGAGUCCUGCCCCGCAGCCACAAAUUUCAGCUUUCGGCACUGCCAUGCCCAUCUUCAUUCCACGCUGUCUUUCCAAGCAACAAACCACCACGACGCUGAACAAUCGCUCUAACACGCCUGCCAACCAUACUGCCACACCUGUCCGUGAGAGUGUAGACCCUAACCGCGCCAUACCACGCCGUCUGACACCCCUAUCACAAGCCGUCCGCGCACCGAGAAACCCCGCAAAUGCUAGCAUGGAACAAAGACGGCCUCCAGAGUAUAUUCUCGAGGUCUUUGCGGACCCGGCCUGUGUGAGGGACGUAGUGAAGGCAAUUCUCCACACCAUCUUCUUCCACCGCUACUUCUCCUCAAUAUCGCCACUCACACGCGACCUCCUCGACCUCACGCUCCCCGCCAUCGACGACGUCGACCUCGAGACCCUGAUUGACCAGCGCACCGCUGCCUUGGUCCGCGCCAUUGAGUCCACACAUCAGCAGCGUGGGCGCGGACAACUCGCCGUCCAGUUCUUCGAGAAGCGAAGAAGGAAGACGUAUUUCUUCGGGAAGGCAGACGAGGAGGUUUGCUGGGAGCAGUGGACGCUGGACGUUACGCUCGCUACACCGCGGACAGAGACUGACGUCCUAAAAGUCCGUCGCGCAAUGGAAAAAUCUCUGCAUAAAGCCGCCCUCAAAAUCGUCAACAUCGUUAAUCGCGACAAAGACCACAUCCCGCCAAUCACUACCACCGACGCGAAUCCCUUCCCAUACCAAGUGGUCGUAAAUCCUAAAGCCACUGAUGGAUGGGGCCAACGGAUGGGCAUAUUCUGAAACCAUUAUCACGCACGAAGCGGGGGCGGGGUAGCACGCACGCACGGAUUUGUACAUAUGGGAUACAGCGGCUGCAAGGAUGAGUGGAUCCGAACGGCACAACGAUGACCAUGAUGCGGGAGAAUUAAUGGAUACGAUGAGGAUGUGGAAAAGAGGAGGUUCAACACCACUCACCGUGACUUUCGUCUGGUUUGUGUGCAGAGAAAAAAUGUCUGGAAAAGUGCUACCGACGUAGCGGAGUUUUGAACUUUUGGACCCACCCGGACACAAACCCCCAAAAAUCACCCGAGACAAAAGUUCAACAUUUGUACAGUGUUCGCUUUGUUCGAACAAAAAGCAACAAUCUUAAUGACCGAUACAAUCACGACUUUCCUUCUCUUUCCUUUAAUUUUUCUUCCUGUCGCUUUUGUGUGGAAUUGUGUAUGUAACUAGUUUUUCGAGAUACCCCCGAAAUGAAAUUCUAUUUUAUUA
This is a messenger RNA of Lindgomyces ingoldianus, 1306 nucleotides long. RefSeq names its product DUF1649-domain-containing protein. Gene Ontology annotation, cellular component: phagophore assembly site. NCBI's taxonomy places the organism in Eukaryota, Fungi, Ascomycota, Dothideomycetes, Pleosporales, Lindgomycetaceae. The record is from RefSeq and is a predicted model, not a curated record. The coding region runs from base 71 to 835 and encodes 254 amino acids. The transcript has 4 exons. Gene Ontology annotation, biological process: autophagosome assembly; autophagy.